GUCCCAUUAUGUCUCUCUCUUUAUGUUGCUCCGUUGUGAUUGAAGAGUUAGCUUCCGACAAAUGUACUGUCAAACGUCGCACAGCAUUUCGGGAAUCACAAAUUUCAGCAGUUAGAGAUGACCUACAACAAAUUCUCAUACGUAUCACACCUUUGAAUAAUUCAGGCUGCAAAAAGAUGGUGAAAAAAAGCAUGGGUUAUCCGAUCAUUGAAUUGGAUCUUUAUAAAAAUUUCUUAUCACAAGGUAAAGCCACUAUAUGCUUACCAGUUCAUUCUGUGAGAAUAAUGAUUAAUAACUGUCCACCAGAUAAACUUCGUUUUUUCCUCGGGACCCUUCGUACCAAAGUCAAUGCACAAAAGAAUCAAAUUCCAAAAAGACCAGUACUACCGGAUGCUCCUCCUACAUCUAUUUCACUCCUAGAAGAAAUAAGUCCACUACCUCCCCCAAAGAAAUCCAACUCUUAUCCAAAAGUGACAGAACCAUUUCCUUGUAACAUGUCGGUCAUAAACUUUCAAGAGGAAGCCUCAACUACCUGUUCACCUGAACGUGAAUCCGUACACUCAACUCCUCUAGUUUCCACUCCUGUACGAAAGAUCACGGUAAGAACACGUCAGGAUAAUAAUCGAUCAUUUGGUCAUAUCUGUGAUUUACGGAAAUCUGAUGUUUCAAGUCAACCGGGUUACGAGCAACAAAUGUCAGUUAUAGAUUUCGUAAAAAAAGGAUGCAAUGUUUUUUGUACCGGUGGUGCCGGGACAGGAAAAUCUCAUCUCAUUCGUCGUGUAGUUGGUUUACUUCCGCCGGAGUAUACUGCUGUAACGGCUAGUACAGGAUCAGCUGCUAACCUCAUUGGUGGGCUAACAGUGCAUGCAUUUUCUGGAUUAGGAGGUUUACUUGAGUCAGAUCUAAAGAUGGAAAAUGAUAACAUUUCAGCUUGGAUGGAGCUUUUGCGUACUCGUUUAAAAUUCCGCCCAGAUCUAGUAACUCGCUGGCAAAAACUGCGACACCUUAUAAUUGAUGAAAUAAGCAUGUUAAGUAGCAGAAUAUUUACACGUUUGGAACUUAUAGCCACUGAGUGUCGUCGUUCAAUGAACAAGAUUUCCGAACCAAAAGCUUUUGGUGGCAUCCAGUUGGUUGUUUUUGGCGACUUUUUUCAACUUCCACCUGUUGUACAUCCAUCUGAG
Molecule: messenger RNA, 1181 nt
Organism: Schistosoma turkestanicum
Lineage: Eukaryota; Metazoa; Platyhelminthes; Trematoda; Strigeidida; Schistosomatidae
Source: the annotation of a GenBank genome assembly